Penicillium verrucosum is the source of this 1635-nucleotide messenger RNA. Its product is annotated as putative cellobiose dehydrogenase. The coding region runs from base 1 to 1635 and encodes 544 amino acids. The transcript has 2 exons. Gene Ontology annotation, molecular function: flavin adenine dinucleotide binding; oxidoreductase activity, acting on CH-OH group of donors. NCBI's taxonomy places the organism in Eukaryota, Fungi, Ascomycota, Eurotiomycetes, Eurotiales, Aspergillaceae. The record is from RefSeq and is a predicted model, not a curated record.
AUGAGGAUCUUCCAGGCUGGCCCUCUCGCCAUUGCUCUCUCUGUCUUUACAGGAGUUGCCUCCGCUUCCAUUUUCCAGAACCACACUUAUGACUACAUUGUAGUCGGUGGUGGCCCUUCCGGUAUCAUCAGCGCCGAGAAGUUCGCGAAGGCAGGAAAGAAAGUUCUCCUCCUUGAGCGAGGUGUCGGACCAACUGUCGCCACCGGUAACAAUGAGACACUCACAUGGGACCACUCAUUGACUCCCAUCGAUCUUCCGGGCCUGUCCGCCAAUAUCGGCGCGCUCGAUGUCUGGAACCAGUAUAUGUGCACCGACACCGCUGGCAAUGCUGCCUGUGUGCUUGGCGGUGGUGUAACUGUCAACUAUAUGGUCUUCGUCCACCCACCAGCCCGUGACUUCGACGACAAAUGGCCCAAGGGUUGGAAGUGGAAGGACGUUGAGUCGGCUGCAGACCGACUCUACAAGCGCAACCCCGGAACUACCCUGCCCUCUGCCGAUGGCAAGCGAUACGACCAGAGUCUUUACGCUGUACUGUCCAAGUUCCUCGGUGGCCUUGGUUGGAAGUCCGUGGAUAUGAUCGAGCAGCCGAAUGAGAAGCACCAGAUCUACAGCUACCCGUCCUGGAACGUGCAGGACCAGAUGCGUGCAGGCCCUGUCCGCACCUAUCUCCCCGAUGCUGUCAAGCUGAACAACUUCCACCUUGCUCUCCGUACCAAGGUUAUUCGCUUGGUCCGUUCCGGCGGUCAUGUCACUGGCGUCGAGAUUCAGACUGCCUCGGGCCGCUCCGAGGUCAUCAGCGUUGCUCCCCACGGUCGCGUGGUGCUGGCUGCCGGUGCUCUGUCUACUCCCCGCCUGUUGUGGAACUCCGGUAUUGGUGGUAAGACCCAGAUUGAAACUGCGAAGAAGAGCGGUGUUGCCGUUCCUCCCAAGGCUCAGUGGAUUGACCUGCCUGUCGGCGUGGGUCUCAUGGACCACCCCAUUUUCCCGAUCACCUUCAACACCAACGCCUCAUUUGGCCUUGUUGAUUACGAGGGGGUCCUUAACGGAACCGACUCUCGCGAUAUCUCCCUCUACCGCAAGGGCAACGGUGUGCUGACCCAGGGCAAGCACCGCAUGAUUUUCUUCACCUCGGAGGAGAUUGAUGGCCACACUCAGUACUACCAGGGCUCGUGCGCGCCUACUGAUGAGGGCGUGGUAACGAUCACCGCGUACAUGACCCAUGGACUCACGUCGACCGGUGUUCUGGGACUUGAUGUCAGUGGAAAGACUGUCAUUGAGAAGUCGCCUUACCUCCAGACCGCUGCUGACCGGAAGGCCGCCCGCACUUUCGUUCAGAAAAUGGUCCAGGACAUCACGGCGCCCUCCACUGGGUUUGAGCUGGAGACUAACACCAAUGUCUCGGCCAUCAUUAAGGCCCAGACUCCUGGUACACACUACACCAGCACCGCUAAGAUGGGUACCGAUGAUGGCCGCAAGAAUGGCACUUCCGUUGUCGAUACCAACACCAAGGUUUACGGAGUGGAUAAUUUGUUCAUUGUUGAUGCCAGUAUCCACCCCGACCUUCCGACCGGUAAUAUUCAAGCUGCCGUCAUGGUGGUUGCCGAAGCCGCUGCCGUUAAGAUCUUGUCCAACUAG